CUGUAACACAUAGGAGCUGGGCACCCUUUUAGGAUGGAGACGUUACCUGCAUCAGAGUAUGUUUAUGUUUUGGGAUGGAGAUGUUACCUGCAUCAGAGUAUAUUAAUGUUGCCAUCUUACCCACAUAAGUAUGACACCAGUUCAACAGCCAGAUUGCCUCUUACUCUGAAAUGGACCCGGCUCUGAUCUGGCCCUGAUCUGGCCCUGUUCUGGCCCAGAGUGAGCUGCCACCUGGCCACUUUGCUGGACAGAGAGAGAGGUCCUGUAUAUGGCCUGCGGAGAAUAAGACAGAGAGAGAGGUCCUGUAUAUGGCCUGCAGAGAAUAAGACAGAGAGAGGUCCUGUAUAUGGCCUGCAGAGAAUAAGACAGAGAGAGGUCCUGUAUAUGGUCAGAUUGGCAUAAAAUACAUUUAAAAGUUGGACUAUGAGAUAGCAGGAAAACUCUGGGUAAAUGAAGGGAGGAGCAUUUGCAUGCAAAUGAAAAAAAAAAAACAUAAUUCAUCGAUUUAAUCCACUUAAGCAUCUGGACGUCCUCUCACUCUCUCUCUCUCUCUCUCUCUCUCUCUCUUUUUCUCUCUCUCUCUCUCUCUCUCACACUUCUUGUCUUUGCCAAAGGGUCCUUCUGGCGGUUUGGAUGUGAUCCCCCAUCCACCCUACUGCUCCCCUCCUGUCUCCAGCAGCCUUCACGCCUCUCUGCCUGUGAGCCAUGGUGGGUCUUUGGACCGUCCUCGGCCUCCUCUUGGCCGGGACGCGCUUCUCCGCUCGGGCUGCCCCGCUGGCGCCCGAGGGUUGGGCUGCCCCGCUGGCGCCCGAGGCAAAGGCGACCUUCUCUCCGGGAGCCCUCGGCUGCGGCGCCCAACAGAACGGACAAGCGCAAGUACAAGCCACGGGCGGAUUAGAGGCGGGUCACGCCCAGGGCUGGAACGAGGAGUGCCCGUCUCUGCCAGGGCUCGUACCGGCGGGCGUGGAAGCAGAAGCUGAGAGCCGGGCAGAAGAGGCUGCUGCUGUCGCCGGAGGAGACGGCACUCGAAGCGGGGAGGGCCGCCCAGAAACCGCGUUUAGGGAGGAGAAGGAGGGGGUGAGCCAGGAGAGGCUGGUCCACAGAGGGGCUGGGGAGGAGGAGGAGGAGAAGGAGGGGGGGAGCCAGGAGAGGCUGACGGGCAGAGAAGCAGAGCUGCCGCUGCCGCCGUUGCCACUGUGUCGCCCAGCGCAAAGCCCGCCAUGCCAACGGCACCGCCACCCUCCGGAGGACCGUCUGGCCGGGAGACAGAUGGCUGGGGAGCAGCGCAGACGGCCCAGCAGAGGGGUGACCUCGCGCAGGUUGGGGGUCGGGCCGGGCGGGGGCCGUGGGCAGUGA
Messenger RNA from Clupea harengus (Atlantic herring), 1356 nucleotides. RefSeq lists its product as uncharacterized. The record is from RefSeq and is a predicted model, not a curated record. The transcript has 3 exons. The coding region runs from base 706 to 1356 and encodes 216 amino acids. NCBI's taxonomy places the organism in Eukaryota, Metazoa, Chordata, Actinopteri, Clupeiformes, Clupeidae.